AUGGAUCAUCUUGAAGCCAAAAAACAAACGAAAGGUUGGGAAGACGAGGAUCCAGCUUAUGUUGCUCGAAAGAGAGUGUUAGUCGAUGCGUACAUUGAGGCCAGAUGCAAAUACUAUUGGCAAUUAGAGCCUGUCAUGGGCCAACAAGACAAGGCUACGAGGCUUGCUAGUGUUAACAGUGCUCGCCGGGCCAAUCCGGACGACUCUUUAGCCUGUUUGGGUUUACCUGCCGAUGAUCAACCCGUACAGGAGAUGUUAGAUGUGGAAGAUACACAUGGCUUAGAGCUAAGAAAUGACGAUGAUCACUCACAAGCAUCAAAUGAAGAGGAUUAA
This is a messenger RNA of Melampsora larici-populina 98AG31, 333 nucleotides long. RefSeq lists its product as uncharacterized. The transcript has 2 exons. The record is from RefSeq and is a predicted model, not a curated record. Bases 1 to 333 code for a protein of 110 amino acids. Lineage: Eukaryota; Fungi; Basidiomycota; Pucciniomycetes; Pucciniales; Melampsoraceae.